UAACAAAUUUGGUUUCCUAUUAUUUCAUUGCGUCAUGUCUUCUGAAGAACUAUUCUGUUCUUCAUAUUCUGUUAUCUCGAUAAGCCACAACAGUUCUACCGCAUUAUUGGGAAUGAGUUUGAAAUGUUUUUCAAAGUUUUAUUUUUCCGUUUCGAUUGUCACUGUUAUCAACUAUACAAUUUUAACUACCCAACUAUACAAUUUUACAGAAACAAUUUUAACUGAUAGAAACAAUGUUCGUAAUAGUCGAAAAUAUCAAGGUCUAUCUAUGUACAAAGACGCCUCCAUCAGACAAGCUAUAAUUGCAUCUAACUUUCAAUACGAUAAUAAUACGUGGAUCUGUAUUUUUAUAAUAAAAAUAUGAUUUAACGAUUAGAUAUUAUUAGCCGCUUUAUGACUUAAGCAGAAUUCAGUAUUUAGCAGAAUUGAUACAAUAUUGUACUUACUCCAAAUUUGGAAAAUUAUUUCCGAUAAAAACGUUUUCAAUCUGUUAUAACUUUAUAAAUAUGAAGUGAAAAACUUAUAGCUUCUAUUUGCGUUUAGUAGAAACCAGAUGCUAUUUGAAUAAAGCUCACAAUAAUUUAGGAGACGUCGAAUAUUAUUUUACAAGUUCAUAAGAGUUCGUUACUAAGAUUUAGUAAGCCUGUAGCACAGCAACUGCAGCUUUUAGUAGCGUUUUCAUCAUAUAUGUACCUAUGUACAUAACCAACAUAAACAAUAUGAAUACCUUCACAUGCUAAACUUAGUUUAAGACAUGUCAUCAACAGCAGUCGUUCCAUCCUAAGCCAGUGUUGCAUUCUCAACAAAUAAUGCUGUAUUCUCAGCUUACUUCUUUCCUGUAGCAUUCGUCUAUACCUGAUCAUGCCGGCCGCUAGAAUCCAUCGCUGCCUAUUAUUGCCUAGUGGUAACGUCGGAGGAGUAAAUUAGUAAAAAAAAAUACUCAUAUUUGAGUCGACUAGUAUCAAAGCCGGCAAUGUGACUUUUGGAUAAUUAUCGGUAAAUCAGAAAAACGAAUUAUUGACUUUGUAUUCCAUUGGCAGUCACAAAACUCUUCUGAACGACAUCUUAGAUAAAUAACAGGUUAAGUAUUAACCUUUAUUUAAUGCAGGUUUUGAACCGUAUUCUUUGAAGGAGACGAUUAUAUUCAAAUCAAUCCGUAUUGAAAUAUCAAUAAUUUUUUUUUGUCCAAAUGCACAGAUUGCCACCUUUGAUAAUAGACGACUCAUUUAUUGAAUAGAGAAGGGAAUAUUUACGCUCGAUGGACUGAUUAACAACAACAAACAUCAAGCUUCGAUUUCGUAAAGAAAAUUACCCGAAAAUUUUAAGCUAGGUAUUUAAACUUGUAAAGGCCCGGCUUAAUUUGCUUUAAUAAAUGAUCAUAAUUUUGAAAAUGAAUUUGUGGCUAAUUAUUAAUAAAUGUCAACAAAAAUAUUGUCAUUAAAAUCCAAGCAGAUUCUUAUAAAAACCAGCCAAAAGUAUGUAUGUCAUAGUUUAGCGCAUUUACCCCUUUUGGAUAAAAACUUAGAUAAAACUAAAAAAAAUUGUGCGCGCAACAUGGAUAACUUGCAUGGCUGUGCUAAUCGUCUUAUUGACCGGCUGGACCAGCUUGUUGCCAGUUCGUACAUCUUCGGUCUCUAUUGGCUUUGAUAAGUUUUAACAAUAGCCGCUGCGUGCUGAGGGCGCCUCUGUGCACUUGUUUGGCGUCUGGCUGUGCGACGUUGCCAGCUUUAUUGACUUGAGUACUAACGAAGUAACGAAGACAAAACGUACGCGCGUGGAGUGAAACUUACAGCCGGUAGCUUUUUGUAAUAAAAGGAAUACUAGUGUGUUUUUUAAAUAAAGUGUUUUGUUUAGUGUUGAAAAUUAUGUGAUUUUACAAAAAACGAAAAGUCUAAGUGAUAAGAAUACAAAAAUCAUUAAUUUAACCAUUCUAUUCUGUUUAGUGUUGUUAGUUACAAAUUCGAGGACAGAUUGAGAGGACAUGACAUAAGUUUAAUAUAUCUUAAACGGCCUCGAAAAGGACAAAAUACAUAAAGGAACUGGUUGACCACAGGCAGCGGUUGUAGGAUGGGUGAACGGGGCGCGACGGGGGGCGCUUGGGGUGCGCGCGACGAUGCCUCGUGGUGGCCAAGUAGCGCAGGUGAACUGCAGCACCAACAACAAUUAAAUGAAGAAAUAGGCACUAGUACAGCCACUACAAGUCAACAAAUGUACUCAUAUAAAAUGUCGGGUGGCUUUACAUCUAAUGGAAACAAUACUACUCCCAGUUAUGAAUAUCGAAUUAUGUCUAAUUCUAACACAAGGGAAGCUUCACCUCAGCAACAAUGGUGGUACUCAUCAGGAGGUGUAGACUCACAACAAGCAUCUUCACCGACGUCGCAGAAUCAGUCAAAUCAAGAAAGCGAUCAAAACAAUCAACAAGCGAACGGUAUUCAACAGAGUCAUCAGUCGAUCCAACAACAACAGCAGCAGGAGCAAAAUCAAACUAUUCAACAGCAACAAAGUCAAUUACAACAGCAGUUGCAGCAACAACAGAAUCUCCAGCAAGCUUUGCAACAGCAGAACCAAUCUUUGCAGCAGUCGUUACAACAACAACAACAACAGCAGCAACAAGAAGAGCAGCAACCGACCCUGCAGCAGAUGCUACAGCAGCAUCAACAGCAGCAGCACCAAGGCUUACAACAAACUUUGCAGCAGACAUUGCAAGUUAGUCAGGCUCAAGCCCAAGCAAUAGCGCAAGCCCAAGCAGCCUUACAGCACCAAGUUGCUCAAUCAAUACAGCAGCAACAACAAACUCUACAAGAACACAUUCAAGCUGUUCAGCAACAACAGAUACAGGCAGCAUUACAGAGGCAAUCUGCCACUCUACAGGAGCUGCAGCAACAGGCACAGCAGCAAGCUUUACAGCAAGCAACAGUAAAUAAGGCCAGGAUGCCCCGUUCAAGGCCAUACAACAAGCCCCGCGGUCGCAUGACAGCUUAUGCAUUCUUUGUGCAGACGUGCCGAGAAGAACACAAGAAGAAAUACCCUGAUGUCAGUGUUAUAUUUGCAGCAUUCUCGAAAAAGUGCGCAGAGAGGUGGAAUACAAUGUCGGAAAAAGAAAAACAGCGGUUCCAUGAGAUGGCUGAACAGGACAAGCAUCGAUUCGACUUGGAGAUGCAGAACUAUGUACCACCAAAGGACAUGAAGGUCAGAGGGCGAAAGAGGCAGCAGAUGAAAGACCCUAAUGCACCAAAGCGCUCGCUAUCAGCAUUCUUUUUGUUUUGCAACGAUGAACGUUCGAAGGUGAAAGCUGGCAACCCAGAGUACACCAUGGGCGAUAUUGCGAAGGAACUCGGCAGACGUUGGGCGGCCGCUGAUCCGGAGACUAAGGCUAAAUAUGACGCGCUAUCUGAAAAAGACAAGGCGCGAUAUGAUAGGGAAAUGACAGCGUACAAGAAAGGUCCGUUAGCUCAGCCGCCGCCACAGCCGCCUGUCGUCCCCGCCAUCGAGGACGAGGGCGGAGACUUCGAUGCAGACGAAGAAUACAAUUGAAAUAAUGUGAUCGCUGUCGAUACAGCCUAAAAUCAGGACAGAGAGAUUUAACUCGAUUUUGAAGAUGAAAGUGCGCGACAGUCUUUCCCCCUUUUUCCAGCCAAAUGUAUAACGCAAUUGCUGUAUACAUUACUGAUUUGUUUUGUUCAUUAUUCAGGGGAUGAUUUAUUUUUGUGCUGCGGGUUUGGGGAGCACUGGUUGAUUGAGUUUAAUAGAAAUUGUAAUCUUGUUUUUGUUAGAGGGGGGGUCGUCGUCGUCAUUCAAGGAAGGGUCGUAAAUUUAAGAAGCGUUUUGACGUACGAUCAGGUGUCAGAGAGGCUGGGUCUUUGAACGAAAGAUUGAGGAGUGAAUCUUCUGUUCUGUAGCGUGUUAUAGUUUUUACAAAUUUAAUUCUGAUUCACAGAUUUUACUUAUACUUUCAAAUACUCAAAAUAUUUUUGUACGAUUUUUUGUUUGUCAUCUGAGAAAUGAGGUGUCAAAUAGUUUUAUUUACAGCUUAAAAAAACGGCCAAACACCUAUGUCGUUUUAAAAAAAAAACCUCUAAUUUUAUGUAUUCUUCAACAAAUAAAUGAUUAUCUUUAGUUCUCAGAUGACGAAUGUUGAACAGAUUUUGAAUGACAAAAAUUUUAACAUGAAAAUGACUUUUAAUUGUUGCAAACUUUUGUAAACGAAACUGACGUUAUUUUAUGAUCUUACGUUGACUGACAAUGAAGAAGCGAACAGUUGAUUUUUUUUAUUUUUCUUGAUACGAAUUUCUUCGAGAUACAAGGAAAAAAGUAGACAAUAUGACAAUUGGCAGUUAAAAAAAAAUUGUCAUUCUCCCGCCAAAAUAUCGUACCAUGAAAGUAAAAUCAAAAAGUGUCAUGGCGCCCAAAACAUGUCUUGCGUCUACUUAUGUCAACGGACACUGAAGGUCGGAAAUGGUGUGGCCCUGUGGUUUAAUAAAAUCGUAAUUCAAGCAAUAUUAUCAGGAACAAAUCGAUACAGACGUUUUCAGUAUCACGUAUAAUGUAAGUCAAAAAGUAUUUCUUAUUAAGUUAGCAUAGACGUAAGGAGGUCGGGAGCGAAUGUAUUGUUGUUGUUUUGUGUCGAUUAUGUAUAGUUAAAUUAUAUUCCUUUAUUAAAUAUGUACUUUUGUUUGAUUUCGAUAUAAUUUAUAAAUCGCGUUUAGUUAAAAUAUUAAGUUACGAAAUUUUAUAUUUUGUGAAUUGUUUGUUUAGUGAGUCUGUCUCGCGCCAUUUCUGUUUGAUGCAUGCAUACCAGCGAUGUGUUUUUGUACAUAAAACGACUGCAACCCGUGAUAGUACUUAAUAGUAGCUGCGCUAGGUACUACAAUAUAGGUUAUGUAUAUGAUUUCUUCUGAAAAAUUCAAUUCCAAAUGAAAUUAAUUCGCUCAUUGUUUUUCGUUUACUGUCUGAUUGUUCGUUUGAAAUCCGUUUACGUUUUCAAAGAAUAUAAUUUCAAGUAUUUUGAAAGAAUAAACGAAUAGUCCUCUUCUGAUAAAACAUACGAAUGAUGGUGUUCAAACCAUUUGAUAUGCUAAGUUCUUUUUAAGUGCAUAAUAAUGCAUAACUUGAAACACACGUGUCGGCGUCUUUACUCGGCAGAAGACUGUUUAAAUAUCUUUUUCGAACGGACAUUACCGUAAAUAUAAUAUGUAUGUACCAGUUUUUUUUAGAUUAUUAAAAAAAACACGAUAUUUUACCCCUCUUGUAUAGUCAAAGCGAUUAAGUUAUUUUAAGUUGUAUCGAAAAGGGCAAUUGUUUUAAAUUUGUAAAACGCUCACUGUACAAAAAAAAUAUAGUGAAUCCUUUACGCAAAAA
Messenger RNA from Bombyx mori (domestic silkworm), 5358 nucleotides. RefSeq names its product HMGB protein. Gene Ontology annotation, molecular function: DNA binding, bending. The coding region runs from base 2068 to 3534 and encodes 488 amino acids. Gene Ontology annotation, biological process: regulation of transcription by RNA polymerase II. Lineage: Eukaryota; Metazoa; Arthropoda; Insecta; Lepidoptera; Bombycidae. The transcript is spliced from 6 exons. The record is from RefSeq and is a predicted model, not a curated record.